UCCCUCCAUCUCUCUCUCUCUCUCUCUCUCUCUCUCUCUUUCGAGAUCGGCUAUUCUCAGCUGAUGCAAUAGCUUCUUCCUCUCCUCCUCAGCCUCAGUCCUUAGGCGUCGGUCCGGUCAGAACUCUUGAAAAGAGAAUCCUCAUCAAACAAUGGAAGAUAAGGAAGCAGAAAAGCGACUCAGAUGAUGAGGAUAUUCGUGGGAGGAUUGGGGGAGAGCGUGUCGGCUGAAGAUUUGCAGAGGUUGUUUGGGUCACUGGGAAUGGUUCAGGGACUUGAUAUUGUCAGGUCCAAGUCUCGCAGCUUUGCCUAUGUCGAUUUCUCCCCUUCUUCCCUUAAGUCCCUUUCCAAGCUCUUCAGCACUUAUAAUGGGUGUGUCUGGAAGGGAGGGAGGUUGAAGCUUGAGAAGGCUAAAGAACAUUAUCUUGUCCGUUUGAAACAAGAGUGGGCAGAACAAGCUGAACUUGCAAGUAAGGCACCUGAUAACGGUUUUGAUGCGAAUGAAGACAUAGCCUCUUCCAACAAGCCUAAGAAAGACCUUAAUUUAGAAACAAAGCAACUUCGGAUUUACUUUCCCAGCUUAAGAAAGGUGAAAGUAUUGCCAUUAAGUGGAAGUGGCAAACACAAAUACAGUUUCCGAAAUGUUGAGGUUCCUCCUCUCCCAAUUCAUUUCUGUGAUUGUGAAGAGCAUUCUAUUGAUCCUCACCCUGCAAAAGAAAAACAAACUAAUGAUCUAGAAGCACAAAGUGGGGGCAUGAAUGAGGAAGAGAUUAACAUAAUGAAUUCAGUGAUGAACAAGCUCUUUGAAAGGGAAAAGGUAUCGGAUGCUGCACAUAGUGGAAAUGGACAGGCCAAGGAAAGAGAUAAUUCUGCCAAAUUGAUUUCUGGCUUGCAAUUUGAUGAGAAUGAAGCAGACUCUGAAACGGAUGAAGAUAAUCUCAUAAUUAAUGUGGUGAAAAGGAAAAACAAUAGGAUAGAUUUGUUAGGUGUCCAGGAAAAGGAGCAAAUUUCUGAAAAUCAGGACUUCAGUGGCAAGCGAACUUCCAAGGAUGGGCAAAAUCAGAAUGCGCUCAAAGAGCAGAAAAGGAAUACCGUACCUCCUAACAAGAAGAGGAAAUCACUCAAUCAAGAAAGUGAUGAAAAUGGAUCUCUCUCUGCUAUCACUAGAGGCAAGGGGAAGUUAAAAAACCAUUCAGAUGAAUCAGCUGUAUUGGGAGCUCAACUGGCUGAACCAGAAUCUGGUAUCCAACAAUCAGCUCCUGUUGUUUCUUGGUCUCAGAAGUCUUCAUGGAGAGCUCUUGUUGGUGAUAAGAGCAACACUUCAUUCAGUGUCUCACAUAUCUUGCCAGGCAUUGCCUCUAGCAAGGAACAGCAACCAAAAUUUGAUGGUUCAUCUGUGCCUGACUCCACUGUCAGCAAAAAUGACAACUUAGUAAGGCAUGGAGAUCACUUGGAAAGUCAUUCAAGCGAAACAAUUAAAGAGGUCACAGAAACUCAGCCUGCCAAACCUAGUGCAGCUUCAAGUAAUUCUGGCAAGAGGUGCUGCUUGGCUCCAGAAAUCCUCUUUGGACACAAUUGAUUAGUGAGAAUAACAAUAGUUCAUUUAGCCUUGAACAACUUUUGCCUGGUAUUUCUUAUGAAAAGCAAGUGCAAGCAAAGCCCAAUAGUGUGGACAUUGUUGAUUGCACCAACGGUGAGCACAGUGAUUUAAGGAAAGAUGAUAAUAGUGAAUUGCCUGGAAAUGGAUCUACUAUUUUGGUAACUGGAAGGGAUGUUAGGAGUACUCCACAGAGACAUCAGCAGACUGUUGUGGGUAAUAAUGAGGCCCCUGCUCCAAUAUUUGAGAGAAAACAUGAUUCAGCACCAAAGCUAACAUCUACUAGAAAUGUUAUAAUUGGUGAAACUUGUUCUUUUAUGAGAAGUGCUGCUUCUCUGAAAGAGUGGUCAAAAGCUAAGGCUGCUUUAAGUGGAUCACUCAAGAGAAAAAGUGGUGAGAAAUAGAUGCUUUCAGUGUGUUUGGAGUUAGGUUUUAAGUAUAAGGUGUUUGACAUUGCCAUCAAUUUUUUUUUUUUUUUUUUUUGAGAAACUUUUGCCAUCAAAUUUAAGAGCACUGUCCUAACUUUUGCUUAAUUUUGGGGUUUUACUCUGGAUCAGGCCUCUUUGUAUGUACUUUUGUUUCAUUUUCUAUCUGUUUUGUUAUGGUGCAGAAAGGAAGUAUAUUUACUAUAUUAUGUUCUGAGUGUUCACGUGAUGUUACUUAAAGGAGACAGCUGAGAAGCAUUUCAAGGAAUUCUCUCUUUCUUGUACUUGUAAUUUUCUUGUUAUCAUUAGGGGUGAAAAUUUUAAAAAGAGAAGUAUUCUAUUGUUCUAUAAAGAGAGCAGCCUUUUACAGAGCAGUCAAUCAAUUUUACAACUUUUACUUGCAUAAAUCGAUUGAGAAUCUCAAUUGAAGGAGAUAAAUUUCAUACAUUCUUUUUUCCUUCUCAUCUCUGCUCAUCUGAAUAACUUUUUAAUUUUUUUUUUUGAUAAAAAUUUUGGUACAACUUGUGCAUAAUAUAUAUACAUGAAAAGGCCCUCCAACCCUACUGGUUGAAGUGGUUAACUUUUAUUUUUCUGUACUACUAUCAACUAUGGUGUUGAUGAAGCCUUUUUAGGGCUUUUUAUUCUCGAGGCUGCUUUUGACCACUUAACUGUUCAGAGUCAAUAGAAUCGGAGUCAGAAGGUUUAUGCUUUGACAGUGAAGACGAAGAACUGUCGGUUUUAGACUCUACUUGUCUUGGCAGGGAGGCACGGGCAGGAAUUAAGGGAGCCCCAACUUUCUCUUGCUCAUCCUUGGGCCUCUUGUGUUAAUAAUUAGUCUGCAAUAACUUCAAAUUACUCAUGAUGUUAUGAUUUGCAAUGCAGGAGUUUCAUUAAAUCAGUCAUCCAAGGUUUUCUACCUGGGAUUGCAUUGAAGUUAUUCCUCAUCUUUCUGCCAGCUAUAUUGAUGAUCAUGUCUAAAUUUGAAGGAUUUAAUUCUCUAUCAUCUCUAGAGAGGAGAUCGACCUCUAGAUAUUAUCUUUUCAACUUUGUAAAUGUAUUCCUAGGGAGCAUAAUUGCUGGAAGUGCAUUUGAACAGCUAAAUUCAUUUAUUCACCAAUCAGCAAACAAGAUUCCUAAAACAAUAGGCGUGGCAAUUCCAAUGAGAACAACUUUCUUCAUAACUUAUAUUAUGGUUGAUGGAUGGGCUGGUAUAGCUGGGGAAAUUCUAAUGUUGAAACCUCUUAUAGUGUAUCACUUGAAGAAUUUCUUUUUGGUGAAGACAGAAAAGGAUAGGGAGGAGGCAAUGGAUACAGGAAGUCUUGGUUUCAAUACAGGAGAACCCCGUAUACAAUUCUAUUUACUACUGGGCCUUGUGUAUGCUACAGUGACACCUAUUAUACUUCCUUUCAUAAUCAUUUUCUUCGGCCUGGCUUAUGUUGUAUUCCGCCAUCAGAUCAUAAAUGUUUAUAACCAAGAGUAUGAGAGUGCUGCGGCAUUUUGGCCUGAUGUCCAUGGGCGUGUUAUAAGUGAGUUGGUCAUUUCGCAAGUGCUUCUAAUGGGAUUGAUGAGCACAAAAAAAGCUGCCCAGUCAACCCCAUUUCUCAUUGCACUUCCAAUUCUAACCAUAUGGUUCAAUAGGUUCUGCAAAGGCCGAUAUGAAGCAGCAUUUGUUAUAUAUCCACUACAGGAAGCAAUGAUGAAAGAUACUUUAGAACGGGCAAAGGAACCAAACCUGAACUUGAAAGGCUAUCUUCAAAAUGCAUAUGUACAUCCAGUUUUUAAAGCUAGUGAAGACGAAGAAGAUGAUGAAAUUAAUGAUGACAGAUGGGAGAAUGAGAGUGUGAUUGUGAUUGUGCCCACAAAACGCCAGUCCCGAAGGAAUACACCAGCUCCCAGCAAAAUUAGUCAACUCUACUCUACUCUCCCUCCUUCCCCCCUCCAUCCAAACAAGCCAUAAAUUAGGCUGGAAACUUGGCUUCUUACUGUUUGUUUCACCUUCACAGAACUGUACUAAUGGGCAGGCUGGCACUGUAAAUUAAAGAACAAGAAUAGCGUAUACAAACACAGAGAGACAGGAGGUCAGGACAACCUUUAAGAACUCCAGCAAGAAAGCAAGUUGUCGUUGCAAGGUGUGCAUGAAAUGACUAGAGUGCAGGCUGGUAAAAUGUAGAAAUUUUUUGUGUAUUAUUCCUAAACCGGCCUGUUAAUUGUUGGAUCCUCCACUUGAUAAUUCUAUUGUGAAUCCCUGUAUUUUUAUAGGCCUAAGUUAAACUUCAUGUGGGAAUUUUAUGACAAAACAUUUUUGUGUAAAUAGAGUGAAUCAUCCGAAUGAGAGAUACAGUUUCAUCUUCCAAGCUA
This is a messenger RNA of Quercus lobata, 4379 nucleotides long. RefSeq lists its product as uncharacterized. The record is from RefSeq and is a predicted model, not a curated record. NCBI's taxonomy places the organism in Eukaryota, Viridiplantae, Streptophyta, Magnoliopsida, Fagales, Fagaceae. The coding region runs from base 184 to 1578 and encodes 464 amino acids. Gene Ontology annotation, cellular component: nucleus. Gene Ontology annotation, molecular function: RNA binding. The transcript has 8 exons.